UGUUUCGUUCUCCUUGGUUUAGAUGGAACAUUUUCCUUCCCGGUCGCAGUACGCUUUGAAAGUUGUGAGGCUGCAGUCACCCUUUCUGAAAGUUGAAGAUGAGAGCCGGCAGCUCCGUCCCCUCCUUCAGCAGUUCAAGAACUUCCCUGAAUUGUAUUUCCUGGCACUACGAAGACACAGCCCAUUUGACCCUCCACGAUCCCCUGCCAUCACAGAAGCACCUGGAGGCCAGCCCGUCCACAGCGAUCCGUCCUCUGAUUACUGUCGAGUCCCCAAAAGGCAGAGAGGCUACUGCGAGUGUUGUGAAGAAGCCUUUGCUGAAUUGCAAACACACCUUCAGAGCCCUCGGCAUACAGCAUUUAGUCUGGAUGCCUCCCACUACGCUCUGGUGGACAACCUCAUCUCCCAAAUGACCAACGAUUUCGCAGUGCCCUCUUGGUUGUCGCCGACACUGAGGGUGCCUCCACCUGCUUAUGGUGACCUUUUUGGAUUUCAAGAGGACAUUUUGGAGAGAGCCGAUGCAUCUGGCCAACCUGAGAGAUACUGUGUUUCUAGUGAGGGCUCAGUGGCACAGCCUGUGAGCACAGGGAGUUCGCCCCACUUGCUUGAGGACCAAAGCUCUUUCCAGCAGAUCAAACUCCCACAGGAGACACUCAGCACCGCAGCACCGCUCACCUCACAAUCCUUGCAGUCUCCAUCCGGCUGGGCUGGUGGCAGCAGCUGUGCCGAGCACCAUGGAAGAGGAGGAGGGAUUGAAGACGCUCCUCUGAAGACUGCAGCCUCCCCUGAUGUUGGAUAUUGGCCUACCUCACAGCAAAAGCAGCUCUGGACACCCCCCACCAUCCUGCCCCUACCGCCUCGUAAACGCAAGCUCUCAUACAGCCCACGUGGGCAGGCCAAGAAGAGGCCUGCGGUGACCACAAAGUCACCAAGCCAGCUGCUGCCAGACACAAACACAGUCCAUAGGAUCCCUGUUGUUGGUGCAACAGAACUCUCCUUUUCUCAUGAGUGCAGCACCCAGACAAAUCCAGGACACCUCCAGCUGCCUGCAGUUCCAGUUGUCAACCCCCAACGUCUUCAUGCCCCUACUCAAUUCCCUCAGGAAGGGUCCUCUUGGCUCCCUCAAGAAUGCUCUGUUAAGGACACCGGCUGCCUCAAUGGGCCAGUGCAGCAGCUGGAACAUAAGGAGGGGCCUGCUGUCUGUCCCAGCGAGGAACAGCACGCAUGGACUCCUUGCAAAUUCCUUAGUAUGGAUGCUGAAAUGAGCAUGUCCGGCUUCCCUGUGGGCAAGAGCAUGCCCUCACAGCUGCUUGGUUCUGAGGUCCAGCCAUGUUCUCGUGGCAUCGCCCCCUCUGAGUUUGUUCAGGUGGUAGAGCGGUUAGGCCCAGGCCAGCCUCCCCUUUCCUGCUCUGAGGAAUCCUCUUCCUCAGAGUCAGAAUGGGACAGGCCACUUCUGUGUGCUCUGGAAGGUGCCUCCCGUCUCCCUUUUGAGCGCCCCAUAGAUUCUGCACUGCUGGGGACCUGCAUCAGCAUGCGGGACAGUGGCUAUGAAUCUCACCUUUCUUCUGUGCUCUGGCAGACCCUGGAGCAGCAUGAGGCAUGCAAGAGAGACUCAAAUGGCAGCCACAGCCACAUGGAGGUUGCACCAACUCCCUUUGGGGCCUGCCUGGACAGGCUAGGCCCUUUUUUAGAAAUGAACAUACCCUCUCCCCGACUCUCCUGGCUGCCUCCACCACUUAAGUAAUGUACCCCUGGCACCAGGGUACUCUCUGGAUCCCCUCUUUCCCUGGGGUGGGGGAGGCGGGGGAGUCCAGCCAGUGGCCAAGGACAGCAUUUGCAGCACUCGGCUCUUCCUUCAGGUGAGAGAAGGUCAGCCUGGUGAGGGUGUGUGUGACCCUCUGGUCCAAAAAAAAGCCAGGGUGAGAUUUGCAGUCACCCUCUGCCUCCUCACCUGCUUCCCACUGAUGGGUGGGAAGGGCACAGUUGCCAGGUAGCAGCCCCGGCUGUUACUUGAAUAUGAUUUUCCUCCCACCACCUUUUCUGUUUUCUGCCAAAUGCCCCCCUCCCACACGCUCAUUCAUAGACAAAUGAAUUAUUUUUAACUGCUCUUUUUAAAAAUAAAUUUCUAAGCUUCAA
Molecule: messenger RNA, 2136 nt
Organism: Eublepharis macularius
Lineage: Eukaryota; Metazoa; Chordata; Lepidosauria; Squamata; Eublepharidae
Exons: 6
Coding region: 23-1744 (573 amino acids)
Biological process (GO): positive regulation of nuclear cell cycle DNA replication; regulation of cell cycle phase transition
Cellular component (GO): Dbf4-dependent protein kinase complex; nucleus
Molecular function (GO): zinc ion binding; protein serine/threonine kinase activator activity; nucleic acid binding
Source: RefSeq, a predicted model, not a curated record